This is a messenger RNA of Entamoeba nuttalli P19, 1395 nucleotides long. Its product is annotated as TBC/Rab GTPase activating domain containing protein. Gene Ontology annotation, molecular function: GTPase activator activity. Gene Ontology annotation, biological process: activation of GTPase activity; intracellular protein transport. The record is from RefSeq and is a predicted model, not a curated record. The transcript has a single exon. Lineage: Eukaryota; Evosea; Mastigamoebida; Endamoebidae. Bases 1 to 1395 code for a protein of 464 amino acids.
AUGAGUUCAAACCAACCCCCUAUACUUGUUAAUUCAUUUAUUAACGAAACCAAAUUCAAAGAGACUGUUGAAAUAAUUGUAAAUUCUAAAAUAAUAGAAGGAUGUUUAUCUCUUAAUACUUUAACUGGGCAUGUUUAUCUUCAAUUUCAAAGUGCUAUUCAAUCAGAUGCAAUUGGAGGAACACCACAAAAGAAAAAAAGUCCAUUAUAUUACUUUAAUUUUUGCAUUGAAGACACACCCUCAUAUAAUAUAAUUAAACGAAUAACAGAAACAGAAGUUCGUUUUCAUCCUGGUAGACAAUUGAAUAUUCAAUUAUAUCCAAUCAUCUUCAAACGAGACUCUUUUAUUUCUUUUUGUGAUGUACUAAAAUCAGCCAAUGUAAUAAUGAAUGAUGGGUUUAUAAGAACAGAAAAAAAAAGAAUUCCUUAUGAAGUUGAUGUUGAAAAAUACAUUAGUCAAUUACAAUAUGAUGAACAAUUAAUAAAAAGAAAUUCUUGGAUUAAACAAAUUCGUGCUGACUGUACUGAAAAAAUUACACAAGAAACUCGAUGGGAUAAAAUGAAUCAAACAAAUGUUAGAAAAGCAUUAUUUUAUAGAGGGACAAAUGAAGAAUGUAGAUGUGAUAUAUGGAAAAAAUGUCUUGGAUAUAAUUUUGAAGAAGAAAAAUAUUCAAAAUUAGCAAAACAAGUAUCAUUAACUAUGGAUAUUCAAGUAAAUCAAAAUAAGAAAUUAUCAACUUGUUGGAAACAAAUUGAAAAUGAUAUUGGUAGAACUCAUAUUUCAACGGCAUGUUCUAAGAAUUGGAAUUUAAGUAAAAAAGAAAUUAAAAGUAUUGUUGAAAGAUUAUUAAAAUGUUGGACAUUAUAUAAUUUUGAUGGAGGUUAUCAACAAGGGAUGAGUGAUAUUUUAAUUGGACUAAUGGAAUAUAGUAAACUAGAAUAUGAGACAUUUGGAUUAUUUAUCAAAGUAAUGGAAAUGAUGAGUUUAGUAUAUUUAAAGAAUGAAAAAACAGAUAUUUAUAUGAGUCCUAUUAUUAAAGUUAUAGAUCCAGAUUUUCAUGGAUAUUUAAAAAUGGUUGGUAUUUCAUAUUCUUUUAUGUAUAAAUGGAUUAUAUUAUUAUUUAGAAGAGACUUUCCACAUACAGCUUGUGUUAGAUUAUGGGAUGCAAUUUUUGCAUAUCCAGAAAAUAAAUUAUAUUUUUUUAUUGCUGCAUCAUUAUUAAUUCAACAUAAAGAAAUUAUAAUGAAACAUAGAUUUGAAUUAGAUGAUAUAUCUAUAUUCUUUCAAAAAAUGGAAAAUAAAUUUGAUGAUAACAUUUAUAUUGAUGCUGAUAUUGCUGUAAGUUCUUUUAGAGUAAAUGCUUCAGAUAAAGAACAAUUACUUGUUUUUGGUUAA